AUGAGUGCUAUCACUUCAAAAAAAUCGGUUAACGAUUAUUUAGAAGAACUUCCUCAACAGGUACAAAGUAAAUUAUACGAAUCCCCAGCGGCAUGUCUGUCUAUUUAUAGACUGUUACCGCAUAUGGCCAAGUUUUUCAUUAUGUCGAUGGUAUUCAAUGACAAUGAAAUAUCGAUUCGUGAUUUGGACAGGUGGGUGAACUCUAAUGGUAAAUUGCAAUUCCAGGAUGCUAUUAAGUCUAUGAAGUCAUUACAUAUCUUGAUUCCCGGUAAAGAGCAAGGUUCGAUGUUUGUCAAUUUGAAUUCGACUUUUAGGACAAGUUUUAGAAAUGCAUUGACUGGAGGUGAAGUGAACAAUUCGUUCGGUAAUAUUAUUGACAAGAUAGACGAUCUGGUAGAUUCUAGUGUGCUGUUGGAGUACGCUAAAGAUAAAUGGGAAACAAUUUUGCAUUUCAUGGUGGGUACGCCAUUGAUCAAGAUGCCAUCCGAUAAUGUAUUAAAUCUAUUGAAACAUAGUAAACUGAUGGAAGAAUUAGAGAGUAGCGGUGAAUUUAAGAUCACGAAUGAUGGGUUCCAAUUUCUUCUGCAAGAUGUCAACUCGCAAAUCUGGACGUUGCUAUUGCAAUACCUAAAAAUUGCAGAGGCGUUGCAUAUGAACCCCGUUGAUAUUCUAAAUUUCAUAUUCAUGCUAGGUUCUUUAGAGUUUGGGAAAGCGUACAGUGUUGAAGGAUUGAGUGACACACAGAAGAAGAUGCUGAAAGACAUGAGAGAUUACGGUUUAAUUUUCCAAAAGACCUCCAAUGCUACUGUAUUUUAUCCAACAACCUUAGCCACACAACUGACCUCGGACUCCAGUACUGUGCGGAGUGCCUCCGGUGCCAUCGACAGUCUGUUAUCGCAGACGAAGGAAGCCAACAACAACGACUCGCAAAACCUCGGAACCGACACCGACGACCUAGUGGGGAACCAAAGCGUCGAAGUCGGCGCACUGGUGGUGGAGACAAACUUCAAACUGUACUCGUACUCAAACUCACCUCUGCAGAUUGCGAUCUUGAGCUUGUUUGUGCACUUGCGCACGAGGUUUUCCAACAUGGUCACCGGCCAAAUUACCCGUGAGUCCAUCAGAAACGCGCUUGCCAACGGGGUGACGGCGGACCAGAUCAUCGCGUACUUGCAAUCGCACGCGCACCCACAGAUGCGUAGAUUAGCAGAGACGACGUUGAAGAAGAAGCUGGAACUGGACCCAAACACAAAAGACCAACUCCAAAUCCUUCCCCCCACCGUAGUGGAUCAAAUCAAGCUAUGGCAACUGGAAUUGGACAGAAUACUGAGCUACGACGGCUCGCUGUACUCGGACUUCGACAACAACCAAGAAUACAACAUGCUAUACAACUAUGCCAAGGACAUCGGCGUACUGUUAUGGAAGAACGAUAGAAAACGUAAAUUCUUUGUCUCGAAAGAAGGUAAUUCGCAAGUGCUGGACUUUGCAAAGAGAAAACUAAAGAAGAAACAGUGA
Tetrapisispora phaffii CBS 4417 is the source of this 1515-nucleotide messenger RNA. RefSeq names its product TFIIH/NER complex subunit TFB2 (gene TFB2). Bases 1 to 1515 code for a protein of 504 amino acids. Gene Ontology annotation, molecular function: double-stranded DNA binding; ATPase activator activity. Gene Ontology annotation, cellular component: transcription factor TFIIH holo complex; transcription factor TFIIH core complex. The record is from RefSeq and is a predicted model, not a curated record. The transcript has a single exon. NCBI's taxonomy places the organism in Eukaryota, Fungi, Ascomycota, Saccharomycetes, Saccharomycetales, Saccharomycetaceae. Gene Ontology annotation, biological process: nucleotide-excision repair.